AUGUAUGCCCUUGUAUACAUAUAUUCUCUGUUUUUACUCUGUUUUUCCGCCGUCACCUUCGCAACUACAUUUGAUAUCCAAACACUAAACACGACCUUCAAGUUCUUAGGAGAUGCCCACAUCCUUAACAGCACUUUUCGACUCACUUCUGAUCUCCCCGUCCCAAACUCCGGCGCCGGAAGGGUUUUAUACAAUAAGCCCAUCACAUUCCGGCGACCCGGGAACCAAAUUCCAACCAGUUUCGCCACUCACUUUUCGUUUUCUGUUCUUGAUUUAAACCUCAACUCUAUUGGUGGUGGUUUUGCUUUUGUCAUCUCGCCGGACGAUAGAUCCAUCGGAGCCGCCGGUGGGUUUCUCGGAAUCCCGGCUGGCUCUGUCGCCGUCGAGUUUGACACGGUAAAAGAUAUCGAAUUUAACGAUGUUAACGGAAACCAUGUUGGUCUUAGUAUCAACUCAAUGGUUUCCUUGCACGCGGCCGAUUUGGAUUCGGUUAACGUUAGUUUAAAAAGCGGAGAGUUAAUCCACUCGUGGGUCGAAUAUUCCGGGUCAAAUCACCAUUUGAAAGUAUUCGUUUCAUACGCCAAAACCAAACCCGUAUCACCUGUUUUAUUGGUCACCAUAGAUUUAUAUCAAUACGUGAAUGAAUCCAUGUAUGUUGGGUUUUCUGGGUCAACACAGGGGAGUACAGAGGUCCACUGGGUUGACUUUUGGAGUUUUACUUCCUUUUUUGAUGACCCGAAUAGAAAAAGUGUCGAUUUAAACACAACAUUAUCACCAUCACCACCGAUUGCUACCAUAAAAUACCCUAAGUUAAAUAAACUAAUGAAAGGACUGAUUGGGUUGUUGGUUGGGAUAAUAGUGUUGACCGGCGGAGGCAUAAGCAUCUACCUCAAAUAUCAAUAUGGAGGAGGUGAAAAUAAGUAUUUCAAUAUCUGUAAUUGUUGUUCAAAUGUGAACAAUGUGGCUGUUUAG
Messenger RNA from Erigeron canadensis, 972 nucleotides. Its product is annotated as L-type lectin-domain containing receptor kinase VIII.2-like. The record is from RefSeq and is a predicted model, not a curated record. The coding region runs from base 1 to 972 and encodes 323 amino acids. Gene Ontology annotation, molecular function: carbohydrate binding. The transcript has a single exon. NCBI's taxonomy places the organism in Eukaryota, Viridiplantae, Streptophyta, Magnoliopsida, Asterales, Asteraceae.